Molecule: messenger RNA, 5821 nt
Organism: Pocillopora meandrina
Lineage: Eukaryota; Metazoa; Cnidaria; Anthozoa; Scleractinia; Pocilloporidae
Source: the annotation of a GenBank genome assembly
AUGUUUUCUGUGUUUCAGCAAUUCCUCCUGACAGGGGCUCAGACCGAUGGUAAGUCAGAAUUGUUUAUUUUACUGAUUUGAUGAAUCGUUUUGUGUUGUUACUAUUGAUUCGUUCCGCAAAUGUAUACAUUCUUGGCCCUUCGAACAAGGCUUAAAAGCAUUCCUCUGCGCUUACUUAGAGCAUCUCGUUAACAUGUCUAGACUGAUAAUUCGCUUUUCACGAAUAGUUAUAGCUUUCCUCCGUUAUUUCACACUAGGUUAGACUAACCCUGCAAAUAUUCCAGCCACUAUAUAUAUUGCAGUUUCAUUUUGUCUUUUGUAGUAUUGGAAUUACUUAUGCAUGUACGUGGUUUUUGAUAGCACACAACAUGAUUAAAUCGUUAUUGUUUAAAAGCGCUUUAAACUUUUAUUAAGAUUUGCGACAAAUCGAUUGGCUCUUUUCUCAAAACAAAACCAUUGUUUUCUGUUUGACCCGUUUUGCUUUCAAAGUAAUCAGUUCUUUUAACUCAUGCUCUACGUGUGUUUUUCCAAUAAUUAUUUGGUUAUUUCACUUUAAAAACUACUCCAUGGAUAUGGAAUUUCCGGAUCAAUCCGCCUUUCGUGAUUGUGAGUACUGUGUACACUUUACUGGUGGCGGGAAUCAUUUAUAAUUCACGCGCUGAAGGAUUUAAAGUUUUCCAUUCACCACGAGUGAAAAUGUUGAAAGAAAAGCGUAGUUUAUAAUCAUUGAAAAUUUCCACAAAAAAAGCUUAUUCUGUAACUCAGAAACUAACGAAUGACUAAAUGUCUCUCAUCUUGAAAAAUGUGUGUUGUUUAGGGGGUUCUUCUCGUUCUGUUAUGGAUUUUUGCAUUGAAAAUGUGAGACCAUCCAAUAACCAUUUACGUUCAAAUGUAUUUGUGAUAUUUUAUCAACGAUAAAAAAAUCUCAUGUACGACGCGGUGAACUUUUGGAGCCAAUUAAAAUAACGAAGUUGCUCUGGUCAAAAGGAAUCCUUGUUUAUAAAAUUCUAGCAAAUCUUGGAUAAAUGUGAGGCAAAAAAUUUGGCUCUUAACCAAAUUUAUUUUGGUAGGAAGGGAGUGUCCCUACAAGAGAGCUUUCUUACCACCUGUCAAACUACUGCUAUUGUCUUGUGUCACAUGGAGUCAAUCAGUAGAAUGGAAUAAGCACUUGAACUUGUUUUUACUGUAUGUACUGGCUUCAAAAAUGUUGUUUCAUUCAUAAAUCUUAAACUGUAUAGAGUAUUUUAGUUUAAUUGUUGUUCAGUUCUAAUUUCAAAUUGUUGACAUUUUAACUUUAUUGCAUUAAAUUUGUUAUCAGUGUCCAUACUAUUGUACUGAUGUGUGCUAGAUAUUUGAAAUUCUUCUUAAGUUUUAGUCACAAUAUUUUUUUUGUGCCAGCCUGUUUUCCUGAUAUUUUGACCAUCCAAAUACUUCAAGUUACUUGACAUCCAUGUAAAUUCUGAUAAAUAAGGUCUUUGUUGUACAGGUGAUAACUUAAAGUUUCCUUCUCCCUGUUUAAAUAAACAGUGUUUGUCUUAUAUUCCUACCAUUUUGGAAAAUGCACUCCACAUGUCCAUGUAUUUUAUUAAGAGUUAUUGUCACAGUGAGAGUUCCAGUUUGGAAGAAUUGCAUUUGAUCUACUACUCCAAAUAUAUCUUUUAUCAACCCUGUCUUUUGAAAUCCUAAGGGGGAGCAGAUGGGAGGGGGAAGGGAUCUCUAGGAUAGAAUUUUAUAAAAGGGACAUUUUCAGAGGGGGCUGGGAUUGAAACCAGGUCAAAUGUCCUUUAAGGUGAGUGAUGAAUAUUUCAUCCAUGGAUAACAAAACAACUUUCUGUAUAUUUCAACUCAAUGUUGUGUUUAAUUUUUCCAGCUUUGUCUAAGGUGUUUAAGUUUGCUGAUGUUGAGGAGACUGGGUAUGUUGAUGUGGCAACAAUCUCAACUCUUGCAGUACAACUGCUGGGAGCUCAGCUCAGUGAAAAUGAGAAAGAAACAAUAAACAAUAAAGCAGAAAGCAAGGCUGAAAAAGGUGCAACAAAGCAUUUUAUGGUUUGAUUUUACUAGUUGAACAGCUCAUUGUGAUUACAGCUGCCUAAAUUAGAGAUGAGUUGGAGAAGUAGCAACCCUUAGGUUUUAACUAUCCAUUCUUACCAGACACCUCAGAUUAUUAAGGUAUCAAGUGCCAACCACAUGCAUCAAGAUCACAUUGAAAGUGAGAAACUAGCUAAAUUAUUGUACAUGACAAAGGAUACUCCAUCUUAUACAAUACAAUACAAUAUUUAUUUGCCAUAUACGACAUUUACACAUGGAAAAAAAAAAAUGAAGAAAAUUGAUGACAGAAAAUAAAUGGCGAGAAAACCUGAAAGAAACCACGAGGCUUAUAACAAGUCAGGCUUUCUCACUUAAAAUAGCUAAUCUUAUAUUAGAAUUACAAUAUGGACUUAUGGUAAUUAACUUUGACCGCGCACACGUACACACACACACACGCACACACAUAUUAACUAAGUUAGUUAAGAAUUACUGCCUUACAGAAGCUAAUACUUAGAGAGAAGAAAUUCCUUAAGCUUUCUUUUAAAAGAAGCGGAGGAUUUAUCUUGAUUUGAAAACAUCUUUUUAAUACACAGUCAUCCUUGUCAUUACUUCCUCCAUCGUGUUUUUUCAUUUUUGUCUUCAUUUUAAGAAGAAAAAACCUGAAUCAUAUUCAUUAACGGUUCCAGCUACAUGCAGAAUCAUAGUUUUAGCCAUGAUACUUGUCUGUUUAGAAGAAACAUCAUUGAACAAAGGAUCAAUUGUAACAAUCAUGACUGUUUUCCUGUUUGCUUUAGGGUUGCUUUCUUAUCAGAACUUUAUAGAGAUCAUGAUGGAGACAAUGCAAGCUAUGACACAUUGGGGAAAGUUGAAGACAGUUCUAGAAGGUUAUGUUGGAUUUGAUACAGUGCAGGAGCAAAUCCGCAAAAAAUCUCUCAAAAGAGGAUUUGAAUUUAACCUCAUGGUUGUUGGUAAGUUUUGUCUUUACCAUUUGCGGUUUGAUUUUUGAUACCUUUAAUUCUACUUUUCAUCAAGAGAAUUUAGUUCCAGUGUGACUGCUAUAAAUGAAUACAAAAUGUUUUACCAGGUCAAGUCAGUGUAUAAUACAUUUAGCAUUAGUUUGGUACAUGAAUAAAAAUUCCCGUCAUCUUUUCUUACUUGACAUAUAUAAGAAGUAUUUUUCUUCGAAAAAAUUACAAAAAUUAUUUCCUAAUUCAAAGUUAUGAAGAACAUAAAACCAUAAGACUCCUUUCUUGUGUUUUCCAGGUGCAACAGGCCUAGGUAAAUCAACCAUGGUGAACACUUUAUUUAAAGGAAGAUUGAGUAGGAUAUCUUCCACUGGAGCCACUCCCUGUAUUCCCAAGACUGUUGAAGUCAAAUCAGUUAGUCAUGGUGUGUUUGGUUUUGUUGCUAUCUUAUACUUAGCUUUGUUUUUUCUUUGUUAUUUUUUUCUUUUUGGGUGAGAUAUGGUACCUGGAAUGUUUAUGGCAGCAAUAACGUAAAUCCUUAUAAAUAUCAUUAUAAACUUAAAUUUUAUUUCUUAAUUUUCAGUUAUUGAGGAAAAAGGAGUCAGAUUGAAACUUACCAUCACAGACACACCUGGGUUUGGUGAUCAGAUCAAUAAUGAAAGUUGGUAAGGCUGUUGUACUGUUCAUUACCUAAAUAAGGUUUUGUACUUGCACAUCAUGUACUCUAACUCUUAUGGCAAAUCCUGCCGGUUGGUUGUAAGUAUUUGAGCAGCAUUUCAUGGCAUAUGUUCAAUUUAUUUAAUCUAUGAGAUUUUACUCAUAUUUACUCAAACUUGAAUCACUUGUAUUUAGUGGAGUGGGGAAUUCUUUAGACAAAAAUGAAGGUAAAAGAGGGAACAUUUGAAGGUCUGUUUGAUAAUGACAAUAGUUAUUUCAUGUGUUUUUGUAUAAUGUUGCAACAGCUGGGACCCAAUUCUGCAGUACAUAAAUGAACAGUACAACAAAUAUUUGAAAGAAGAAACUAGCAUCAACAGAAAGCCUCGAGUCCCUGACAGCAGAGUUCACUGCUGUCUGUACUUUAUUGCACCAACAGGUCACAGGUGGGUUCAUGUUAAGAACAGAAAAUAUAUCUAUUAAUUCUCUAACAAAUCAUCAAAAGUCUUUGUUGUAAGUUACUGGAAUACUGAAAAGUUAUGGACAGCUUUAUAUGUAAAAGUUUGACCAAGUACUGAAGUGUCUUACUUCCAAUUUGCUUUUUGUACAUUUAGGUAUGGAAUGUAUGUGAAGUUUCUUUUGCAAAUGUUAAUAAACACCUUUACAUGUACAUCUGCCAUAACAACUGUUUGCAAUGCACAUCAAGAAAAGCAUUCAAGGUGUUAAAAAUGAAGUGGCUGGCCUACUGAUAGUUGAUGUGCAUUUGUUCAUUCCAAUCAGUGACUUAUGACUUGAAAUUUUUACAGGUUGAGGCCUAUUGAUGUGGAAUUCAUGAAACGACUAGACAAGUGCGUUAAUAUUGUGCCAGUGAUUGCAAAGGCAGACACUCUAACUGUUGAAGAACGUGAAGCCUUCAGAAGGAGGGUACAGUCAAACUUAUGUGAAUUUUCAUGUAUUUCCUGGUUGAUUUAGUUUUCCAUUUUUGGGGAACUGGAACUAAAAUGAAAUUAUCACAUAUGUUCAUAUUGUAGUUACGGGAGGAUAUAGAAAAAAACCGCAUUAACAUCUAUCCCGUUCUUAAUCGACAUGAUCUGGAUGAAGAAGAAGCCCGGACAACGUCCAGAAUAAGGGUCAGUAAGUAAUGGAAUUUAUUUUCAUUGUUACUGUUACACAAUUAACUUAGUACAUUGUUAAGUUCUCCAGAAAUUGUAAUUAUCAUUAAAUGAGAUGCAGUGAAAUACAACAUAUGUUAUUUGUGGUGUGUUCAUAACUUAAUCACUACUUUUACAUACAUUAUUAGACGUGAUGCAGAUAAAAAAAUUUUGUUGAGUUCGUUUUUCGGCUUUUGAGCUACAAAGCCUGAAGGAAUAAAUACUAAUGUAGUUCACAUUGCCUGGCUGUGGUCUAUCUCAACGUUAGCUUGUUCGCUUUUCAAAACGUUCUGUUUGCGCUAUGUCUUUUUAGGAUCAGCUGCCUUUUGCUGUGAUUGGUAGCGAUCGUUACGUUACUGUGUCAGGAAAGCCAGUUCUUGGAAGGAAGACAAAAUGGGGUCUGAUCGAAAGUAAGGAGAAUUUGCAGACAUUCUGGCUAGUGUUAAAAAUGUUUCUGUUAUUGUUGUGCAUUUUCUAGAGGUAAUUUCUUUUAUUAUUUCCUUUCAGUUGAAAACAAAAACCAUUGUGAAUUUUCUCAGUUACGGGACAUGUUAAUCAAGUAAGUGAAAUUAGUGGACGAGCAUAAGCUUUUAGAAGAUAACCACCCGGGUCCAGUUUGUCACGGUCACGGAAAGAACGUGUGGGGACUACUCAGAGCAACCGAAAGCCAGGAUGGUGAAUAGCUUAAAAUAGAAGACGCUUUUAAUUUUGGAGAUUUGUAAUUCUGUAAAAGAUUCAACAAACUGAUAGGUUUUUUUGUUGUCUUUUUUUCCAUAGAACACACAUGCAAGAUUUAAAGGAGGUCACAGACAACAUUCAUUAUGAAAAUUAUCGCCGCACACAUCUGACAGAGGAGAAACAUGAGCAAAUAGUUUUAGAAAACAAUGUGGUGAACAUGGAUGACGUGAUGGGUCAGGAAAGCAAAAUUUAAAUAAAGCAUGAAGAAUAAGCAGAAUAAAUUUUUUACUAGAGAUUCUCGGUCUUAUCAGACUCAGUCAAGAAAGAUUCAAUACUAUGUAAGUU